Molecule: messenger RNA, 6168 nt
Organism: Petromyzon marinus (sea lamprey)
Lineage: Eukaryota; Metazoa; Chordata; Hyperoartia; Petromyzontiformes; Petromyzontidae
Product: ubiquitin carboxyl-terminal hydrolase 25-like
Biological process (GO): regulation of proteasomal protein catabolic process; protein deubiquitination; proteasome-mediated ubiquitin-dependent protein catabolic process
Molecular function (GO): proteasome binding; cysteine-type deubiquitinase activity; protein binding
Source: RefSeq, a predicted model, not a curated record
GCCGUCUUCACCGCCCCCACCCCCUGCCCCCCCCCCCGUCGCAUGGCGGACAGGUCGCAGUGGACGGUCAUGACUGUGGAGCACAGGGAGACGGCGGGGAUCCCUUCCAGGAAUAAUCAGAUCAUCCUGAAUCAACUGAGAGAGAUCACGGGCAACAGUGAUGUCAUCGCUUUACAGCAAGCGCUGCAGGCCGCGCAGGGGGAUGUGUCCCAGGCCGUCGCGUUGCUCACGGAGACGCCCAAUCAAAACGCGGGCUGCGCACUCUCAUCCAGCCAAUCGCAUCGCUCGCUCCCCAACCAAUCACAGAACAGCAACGUGUGUGCGUGUGCGGGCGAGCAAGCAGGCGUGAUUGACCUCACGGGCGACGACAAGGAUGACCUGCAGCGCGCCAUCGCCCUGAGCCUGCAGGAGACGAGCGAGCGCGCCGUCAGGGCCGACCUCACCACCGAGGAGCAGGACAUCAGCCGGGUGCUGGAGGAGAGCCUGGCGGAGGCAUCGGGCCCCGGAGGAGUGAAGCGCAAGCGCGACUCCCCGUGCGCUUGCUCGUGCCCGCGAGAGGGCGAUGGUGCCAGCGGCGGCGGCGCGGCGGAGGGGGAGGUGGCCGUGUCGGCCGUGCGGGCGCCGGGGGCCCCCGUUGGGCUCAAGAACGUGGGCAACACCUGCUGGUUCAGCGCCGUCGUGCAGUCUCUGUUCCACCUGCCUGGGUUCCGCCGCCUCAUCCUCGGAUUCACCCUCCCAGACUCUCGGCUCCAGAACCCGCAGUCGGAAAAUGAGCGCGUGGGGCUGUGCUUCAUGCGGGAGCUGCGCGUGCUCUUCGCCCUCAUGGUCGGCUCCGUGCGUGGCUUCGUCGACCCCUCCCCCGCCGUCCACAUCCUCAAGGGGGCCUUCCGGGGAGCGGACACCCAGCAGGAUGUCAGCGAGUUCACCCACAAGCUACUCGAUUGGCUUGAGGAUGCCUUUAGGAUCUCGGCUGAAGAAAGCAGGGACGACUCUCUGAAGACCGUCAACCCCAUGGUCGACCUCUUCUACGGCCGAGCGCGCUCCAUCGGCACCAAUCAGGGGAAGCGCUUCGCGGUGCUCGAGGGCUUCGGACCACUGCCCGUGCGUGUGUCGGGGUUCCACGACCUCCACGAGUGCCUGGAGCACGCCACCAUGGCUGGCGACAUCGAGCAGCAGCAGCAGCAGCCGCCUGCGUGCGCCUCCUCUGGGCAAGAGCUGUGGUUCUCGGAGCUGCCCCCUGUGCUCACACUCGAGUUGUCUCGAUUUCGCUUCAACACGGAGGUUGGACGCCCGGAGAAAAUCCACUCCCGACUCGAGUUCCCCGACACCAUCUACAUGGAUCGGUACAUGGAGAGUAACAAGGAGGUGACAAGGAUCAAGAGGGAUGAGAUCCGGCGCUUGAGCGAGCAGCAGAGCCACCUCCAGCAAACCCUAGCACGAUAUCAGAGCUAUGGGUCCGGUCCUCAGAGGUACCCGUUGGUUGAUAUUCUCUCCUGCGCCCUGCAGUUUGCAUCCACACCUCCUGCUACUGUCUUGCUCCCUCCUACAUCCUUAGUCAAUCACAAGGGUCCAUCGUCCGCUGCUAAGCCACCUUGCACGCUCUCGACCAAUCAUGUCACUACAUCUCCCACCGUCUCGUCCUCUCAAGUAGUCUCGACCAAUAACAUAGCUCUGUUUCCCAUUGUCGAGUCCACUCCAAUACCAUCAACCAAUCACGUUGUUUCAUCUUCCGCAGCCUCGCCUAUCCCUGUACUUACAACUAAUCACAGUGAUCUGUCUUCCACUGUGCCGCCCACUCCUAUGCAGUCAACCAAUCGCGUUGUUUUAUCUCCUACCUCCUUACCUAUACCUGUACCUUUAACCAAUCACGUUGCGCCAUCUUGUGCGACCACUUCCACCCCCACGACAUCAAUUAAUCACACAGCUCCAUCUCCUGCGGUCUUGCCCAUUCACAUAGCCUCGACCAAUCACGUUGCUCCGCCCACUGUUGUGAAGUCACCGGCUGACCGGGCCUUGUUAGUGGAUGACACCGGCCCCGUGUUGAUUAAUGGGGUCGCCGAACUGGGAGUGGCUCUACCCCCUUCUGAUGAGUCAUCUAAACAGCCGAAGGCAGAGGCGCUGGAUAUCAACGGCGAUUUAUCCGAGAGCGAGAGCACAGCUGCUCCGGGCUGCGUUGUCGCUGAUGGUGAAGUUCACCAACUGCGGCAACAGCCGCAGCCACCUUCUGCAGCAGCCGCUGUGGCUUGCUCAGCACCCGAACCGCACCACACGCAAGAACGCCACGGCGCUCGGGCGCGACAGGAGGUCCCGGCGCAGCAGAAGUCUGGCGAGCAAAAUCGGACCGGCGAUCCACCACCACCCGGGACCGAACAACGGACAGCCGAUUCGCAGCAGGCCAGUGUGCUGCAGCAAGGCAGCCUGCAGCAGGAGGCAAUGCAGGUGGACACACUGCAGGAGAACGUGCAGCAGGGGGAAGAGGAGGGGAGCCAGCAAAAAGACAUCACGCAGCAGCAGCAGGAGUUGGCACAGGGGGAGAGUAACCAGCAGACGGAGACGCAGCAGCGUUUCGACCUGCAGUCGGAGGCAAACCAAGUGAGCUUGCUGCAGGACAUGCAGCAGCAGCAGCACCGAGGAAACGUGCAGCAGGAGCAUGUGCAACAGGGUAACCCACAGCAAGGAAACUUUCAGCAGGAGAACUCGGAGCAGUGUAAGGAGCAGCAGGAAGGCUCGACGCAGCAGUGUGACGUACAGCGGGUGCAGGCGGUCGAGGCGCGGCAGGAGGGGGGGCGCCUGGAGUGGCACGGUUGCCCGGCGCCACAGGCGGUGACGGCGCUGGAGCUGGAGCUGGUGAGGGCCGUGCUGAGCCGCUGGAACAGCCAGGUGCAGAGGGAGCUGCAGGAUCUUCAGGACAGCAUCUGUCGAAUCAAAAGAACCAUCGACUUAAUGUACACGGACAAGACCUUUAGACAGCUCCCGUACCGGCUGCACGCCGUGCUGGUGCACGACGGGCAGGCCAUGGCGGGACACUACUGGGCGUACGUCCGCGAGCACGCGCGUCUGCCCGCCGCCGCCGCCGCCAGCAGCAGCAGCAGCAGCAGUGGCAACAGCGCAAGCUCCAACAGCAACAGCGUUGGUGCGAGUGACGAGAGCUCGGGCUCCGACUCCUGCUGGCGCAAGUUUAACGACGUGCGCGUGAGCCGCGCCUCAUGGGCCGAGCUGGUGCGCGACUCGUACGGAGGGGGCGCGCGCAGCGCCAGCGCGUACUGCCUCGUGUACGUGAACGCCCGCGCGCACGACUUCACUUCCGAGCUGGCGGGCGAGGCCGUGGGCGACCUCUCCUCCCUGUCGCCCGCCCUGCGCGACCUUGUCGCCAAAGACAACCACCGCUUCCUGUCGGAGAUGGCGAUGCGGGGCAACGGGCCGGAGCGGCCCGCAGAGCCUGACGCGGACGCGCGGGAGCCCGGGCAGCGCGCGGAGCCGCGCGAGCACGAGCAGGAGGAGCGCCGGCACGAGCACGGCGGCGAGCAAGCGCCCGCGCGGGCGGCCCCUCCGGCGGCGGCGGCGGCGGCGGCGGCGUCACGCGAGGGCGAGGGGUCGGGCGCCGCGCGCGAGCAGGAGCGGGCGGACAAGCACUCGCAGACGAACUCGCUCGAGCAGGAAGCGGAGCCGACGCGCGAGCGCGUGGAUGGACGCGCUCGCGCGGGCGAGCGAGAGGAGACGCGCGUGCACGAGGGGCGCGCGCCGGACGUCGCCUCGAUCAGCGAGACCCAGAGGCAAGGCAGUGAGGCGGACGGAUCUGCGUCUCUUCCUGGUCGUGAAGGGACUUCAGCCCCGUCACCCUCACCUUCAGGCACGGAGGAGUACAUGAAAGUAGGCCCGGACACGCCCACGGAAAAGCCCAGGGUGGAGCGCGUCGUCGAGGUCUCCAUCCCGGACGUGGGGACCAUCGUCGUCCAGGCGGAGGAGCAUGGCUACAACGACGAGGUGAUGCUGACGCCGGCCAUGCAAGGCGUGCUCAUGGCGGUCGCUCGAGCCCGGCUCGUGCGCGAGGCUCAGGGGCCCGAGGCCACCCUCAUUGAGGCGUUUCGCGUAGAAUACGCGCGCCUGAGAACCCUGGCGCAGGAGUCGUACCCGGACGCCUCCUCGCCCGCGUCGCCUCCCCUGGCGCCCGCGGGCGCGUCAGGGGCGGCGGCGACGGCGUGGCGCGGCCGUGAGGAGCGGCUGGAGCACGUCGUCAUCUACCUCUUCCAGAACGAGGCUCCCAACCGCGUGGUGGAGCGCGCUCUGCUCGAGCAGUUCGCCGACCGGAACUUGAGCUACGACGAGCAGCUCAUUAAGAUAAUGAAGGUUGCUCAGGCGAAAUUGCAAGAAAUCAGUCCUGAAGAUAUGGAUCCAGCUGAGUACCAGAAAUGGCACCAGGAGUAUGAGCUGUUCCGGCAAGUGUGUGUUUACCUGGUUAUGGGCAUCGAGAAAUAUCAGGAGGGCAGGUACACAGAGGCGCUGCCGUGCUUAAUGCACGCGCAUGCGGUGAACGAGGAGCUGCUGGCGCGCGGCCAGCGCCGGGGCGUGCGGCGCGACGUGCUGGCGCGCUACCGCAGGGUGUGCGUGCGGCGAGUCAACGAGGCGUGCGCGCUGACGUUCGGCACGGGGGACGUGGCCCAGGCCACGCGCUCGCUCGCCGUCAUGACGGAGUUGGUGCUGCCCGCCAUGGCGCUCCUGGCCCCGCUGGGCAGCUCCUGCGAGGGCGGCGACGCCGGGGACGAGGCGGCCGUGGCCAGGGAGUCCGACCUGUGCGCCGUCGAGCUGAUGCGCGACCGCUGGUGCUCCUACCUUGGCCGCGACGACAUGGCGUCCGAACUCCAGGAGCUGCUCACCGACUUCCUGCCGCGGCUGCUGGACUACCAGCCCGAGCCAGCUCCGCCGACACAGCUCACUCCUCCUCCCCUGCAGGGGCCGCCACCGCCGCCGCCGCCGCCCUCCGAGCCCCGCAAAUGCGAAUCUUCCGGCGAAAACUGGCGCGGCCUGCGGGCCCCGCCGCGCCUCAAGGCUUACUCGCCCCACACGCUUGCCGAGAAGAUGGCAGAAGUACUCAGGGUGAAUCGGCCCCGCGAGGCGUAGCGAGUGAGCGAGCGAGCAGGGCGUGGGGUUAACGGGGUGCGGGGGCUGCUCACCCACAGAACUGAUUCUCAGCGCUGUUGUUUUGAUGCUAGGAACUUUGCCGGCUCUUCCCGGAAAUUCUGCAAUUGCUUCCUUUUGCUGCGAGAGUUUUCCCAGCUUUGGGGGAAUUCCCUCGAAUGUUUUCUUUGGCCCUGGAAUAUUUAUCAGCACUUCCCAGGAACUGAGCUGCCACUUCUUGCGUUGGCAAUAGAGGGAUUUCUUAGUUCUCCUCGGGAAUCCUGAAAAUUAUUCCUUCUGCUCUGAGGGAUGUCACUGUUCUUCCCAGAAAUCAUAGAAUGUUUCAUUUUGUCUUUGGAGGUGAAAGAGCAUUCUCAGCUCUUCCUGGAAAUUCUGCAGGUCCUUAGACUCUUCUUCAGCGUCAACACACACAAAACCACCAUUCCUGGAAACAUCCCAUUUCAGAAUUUGACUUGCGGAUAUUGGACCACGCCACUGGAACACAAAGGUCUACCCUUGUGAAGGACGCCACGAGUUCUUUAAUGUCCACUUCACAGCAGGCGGUGCACUCUGGUUGAUGAUGAUGACGAUGAUUGUGAUGAGAAUAACAUCUGACGAAAAUCACAGGGCAGUGAUGGGUGAUGGAACCGUCAACUCAGAGCAAACUUGUCAAGCGUCGAGCGUGCUCAAACAACGGCCGCCCGGCUGGCCGCCGCCAUUAGUGGCGGAAGAUUUUUCCACCUCUUUCCGGGAAUUCCCCGUGUGUGUCCGUGCGUGUAUCCGUGCGCGUGAGCUACAAAGCGUGUGCAAAGUCUGGCUUGUGAUCCCAUGGGAAGUAUGUAUUUUUUUUCCACAAACCCCCCCCCCCCUUGUGAAUGAUGGCCUGACAUCUGGGACAAGUUGUGUGCUGUACGUAACCUCCGGGAAAGGUCCCCGGCACGCUUGCCAAAGUCUUAGGGAAGAGCCCAUGCUUGCCGUGUCCUCAGCAGGCUCUUCCCUCACUUCAUCCCGAGCCCAUGUAACUGUCACGCUUGUGGUUUUCCUUGUGCUCGU